GGAUAAAAUAGACAAAGGCGCCCGGAAAUAUAGGGGGUUGUGCAAAAAAGCGAAUUUUAUUCACUUCUACUUUUGUUAUUUUUUCCCCCUUUUUUUUCUCCUAAUUUUAUCCAACAACUCACUCUCCCAUUUUUACUCAUUACACCACUCACUCUCUAUCACGCACUUUCUCUCUCCUCUGCCACACUUCACAGGCUGCUGCCCCCCGUCUUUCUCUCUCCUCAGCAGCGCGCAUCAGCAGCAGCAGCGCGCAGCAGUAGCAACAGUCUGUGCACUGCAAACAAAGCAACACUCUUUGGCAGAUCAAAACAAUAUAAUGUCCAAAAUUACAUAAAGAUAAAACUUACCCACAAAAAAUAUCCCAAAUAACCCAUCAAUUUAAAUCAUACCCAUUUCUUAAAAUUGAAAAUUAAUCAACCCCUUUUGAUUUGACACCUUAAAUCUCAAAAAUCAAAACCCCCCCUCUUCAGUUCUGUUCCUAGAGAGAGAAAGUAAUAAAAAUCAAAACUUUCUAGAGAGAGAAAGUGUGUUCUUCUUUUAGCAAUUCUGUGGGUUUUCAGUUAGGUACCUGUCUUACCUAAGUUUAAACCCCUUGUAGCAAUUUUCACAAUCUCCCAUUUUACCCUUGUUUCUCUCUCUAGAAUUCUUCACUUUCUCUCUCUAGAAUUCUGCCAUGAUGGGUGUCUUAAUCGACUUGAACACUGUUAAUGAAGAUGAAGAAGAUAACAACAACAGCAACAAUAGUAGCGGCAACAAUUACCAAAAUACCCUCCAAAAUCUCUGUGCUUCAUCUUCAUCAUCUGUUUGUAUGGAGCUAUGGCAUGCUUGUGCUGGCCCACUCAUCUCUUUGCCCAAAAAGGGUAGUUUGGUAGUUUACUUGCCUCAAGGUCACCUUGAAGAACAAAAUCAGCAAAAUAAUUUGCCAGAAUUUGAUUUUUCAAGUGGGAUUAUUAAUACUAAUAAUAAUAUUAGUAGUAAUAAUAUUUAUAAUCAUACUUUUGAUUCCCACCAAAACAAUAUUCCUCCUCACGUGUUCUGUCGUGUUCUUGAUGUCAAGCUUCAUGCGGAGGUUGCAACAGAUGAGGUCUAUGCUCAAGUUUCUCUAAUCCCAGAGAGCCAGUUUGAGGAGAAAUUGAAAGAGAGUGAGACUGAUGUGGAUGGAGAUGAAGAGGAUUUUGAGGACAUUGUCAAGUCCACAACACCUCAUAUGUUCUGCAAGACUCUAACUGCUUCGGAUACCAGCACUCAUGGUGGAUUCUCUGUCCCUCGCCGUGCUGCGGAGGAUUGCUUUCCUCCCCUGGAUUACAAGCAGCAGAGGCCAUCUCAGGAGCUGGUUGCAAAGGAUUUGCAUGGAUUAGAGUGGAGGUUUAGGCACAUUUACAGAGGCCAGCCGAGGAGGCAUUUGCUCACAACUGGGUGGAGUGCUUUUGUGAAUAAGAAGAAGCUAGUCUCUGGAGAUGCAGUGCUCUUCCUCAGAGGCGCCGAUGGAGAGCUGAGGUUAGGAAUCCGAAGAGCAGUUCAGCUGAAAGGACCAACCUCUUUUUCUGCUCUCCCCACUAGACCAAUGAGCAACAACAGUGUGUCGGCUGCAUUUGACGCAAUAUCUUCUGGACGUGUUUUCAAUGUCUGCUAUAACCCAAGGGCAAGCUCGUCUGAGUUUGUUGUACCACUCCGGAGGUUCUUGAAGAGUUUGGAUACUUCUUUCAAUGUAGGAAUGAGGUUCAAAAUGCGCUUUGAGGCAGAAGAUGCUGGUGAAAGAAGGUACACCGGAGUGGUCACUGGAAUUGCUGAGUUGGAUCCAAUGAGAUGGUCUGGUUCGAAAUGGAGAUGCUUAAUGGUAAGGUGGGAUGAUGUAGAGGUGAAUCGCCAUGGCAGAGUUUCUCCUUGGGAGAUUGAGCCAACCGGUUCUUUUCCCAGUCCCAGUAGCUUAAUGGCAUCUGGUCUAAAGAGGAGCAGAAUUGGUUUGCCAUUAACAAAACCAGAAUUUCCAAUUCCAAGUGGAGUUGGAAUGCCAGACUUCGGAGAAUCCAUGGGAUUCCGGAAGGUCUUGCAAGGUCAAGAAAAAUUGGGUUCUCGUUCUGCCUGUGAUGGUAAUGACAACCCUCAUCUUUCCUCAUCUGAUCCAGGAAGAUGCUAUCCUAGCUCCAUUCCUCCAGGUGAUUUUGGCAGAACUGCCAAAGGCAUAGGCUUCAGGGAAUCAUUCCAAUUCCAAAAGGUCUUGCAAGGUCAAGAAAUACGCCAUCUUAGUCCGGCUCAAGUCGAUGGUUUUACAUCUUCAGCCAACCGGGGGCAUGAGGGUGGUGGACCCCUUGAGAUUUACGAGGGUGUGCAAGUGCCUAACUGUGGAAAUGGAUGGCUAAAAGCACAAGUGUCUUCACCAUCCUCAGUAUUAAUGUUCCCACAUCCAAGCAUUCAACAAGCUAGGAGCUUCAGAUCGCCCAUAUGUCAACCCAGGCUGAUGAGUAUGGAACAUAUGAAUUAUUCUGGUGUUCCUGCAUACAAUUCUCUCUCGAAAGCAAGUGAUGAGUUGGUUCCUGCCGGUAAAGCCAGCUGCAGGUUAUUUGGUUUUUCGCUCACUGAGGGCGAACACAGGGUGGUUAAAGAGAGAAACCAUAACAGCUCGUUUCCACCUCCUGAGACUUCGUUUUGGCCUCUCGUUGAAGGGCAGCCAUGCUACAAGUCUCCAUCUGUGACUAAAGUUGGGAGCAAUUGUCCCGGAGCAAACGAUCUAUAUGCUGUAAGAGAUAUGCUUCUUGAUAUUGCUCUUUAAACAGAAAGAAGCUGGCUUUUACAAGAUCCAGUUCACUUUGCGGCUUUGAACCAUUAACAAUGGUUCGAUGGCCUAGUGACAGUUUAGUAGGAAGAACUUCAAAAUGCUUUGGCUAUAAUAUUGGUAAUUAAGUCACUGAUGGAAAAAAAAAAAAAAAUCUCAAGAUAUUUGCUCAAGUUGUUUUGUAUUCAAAAGAAUGAUUUGUAAUUGUCUUACUUGCUUUUUAGUUUAGACCAAACCUUAUGAUGCAUGUAUGAAUUUUUUCCCUUCAAGAUUUGAUUGUAAUUUUAAUCACACGAUUUCUUCCCGGAUAAUUAUGCUGUGUACAGAUUAUUGUGCAACAGCAUACAGCAGUGUAGCAAA
Messenger RNA from Chenopodium quinoa (quinoa), 3133 nucleotides. RefSeq names its product auxin response factor 3-like. The transcript has 10 exons. The record is from RefSeq and is a predicted model, not a curated record. Gene Ontology annotation, biological process: regulation of DNA-templated transcription; response to hormone. The coding region runs from base 674 to 2770 and encodes 698 amino acids. Gene Ontology annotation, cellular component: nucleus. Gene Ontology annotation, molecular function: DNA binding. Lineage: Eukaryota; Viridiplantae; Streptophyta; Magnoliopsida; Caryophyllales; Amaranthaceae.